Molecule: messenger RNA, 1879 nt
Organism: Micropterus dolomieu (smallmouth bass)
Lineage: Eukaryota; Metazoa; Chordata; Actinopteri; Centrarchiformes; Centrarchidae
Gene: hsh2d
Product: hematopoietic SH2 domain containing
Exons: 6
Coding region: 1-1062 (353 amino acids)
Cellular component (GO): cytoplasm
Source: RefSeq, a predicted model, not a curated record
AUGAUGAGGUGGAAUCAGUCGUUACAAGGACAGGGCAAUGCUGUCGCCUGGUUUACAGAGUCCCAGCGACGGUCUGUGAUCAAGAACGGUAUAGUCCCAGAAUGGUUUCAUGGGAUCAUUUCCAGGAAGACAGCAGAGGAAAUGCUCAUGCCCAAGCCUCCCGGUUAUUUCCUCAUCAGAGUCAGUGAGAGCAGGGUUGGCUACAGUCUCUCGUACCGUGCUGGGGACCGCUGCAGACAUUUCAUGAUUGAUGCAUUGGAGGAUGGACAUUACAUCAUAGUAGGGGAGAACAGGCGCCACCGGUUUCUGCAGGACCUGGUAGACUUUCAUCGUAGGACUCCCAUCAUGCCUUACACUGAGGUGCUGACUGUCGCUUGUGGACAGACCUCGAAUGACAAGACUGACUACGCAGAACUACUGUUUCCCCAAAUACACCCGAACACUAACACAGUAUCACAAGACACCCCACCUGCCCUUCCUUAUCGACCAGAUACUCUGAGGAACUCUGCAGUCCUGUCUCCAAACAGACUAUACCCAAGUUUGGAAGAAGAAUUGCCACCCGUCACCUCCUAUCUUCCAGCCACGGUAAUGCCAGUGCCAAUGGCCAGAAACAGAUAUACAGCCGACAGCCCUUCAUCCAACCAGCCUCCUGAAGUCCCUGCCCGGAGCUCUGUUACUCCGCUAAGGCAGAACCAGGCCUGUAUCAGAAUGGUGUCUUUGCCUAAGAGUCCCUCCACACCCACAGCCACUGAACACCCAUUUGGUGCCAGCAUCCAGUCUGCAAAGAACCACGAAGCAAAGCCGUCAGUCGUAACCAACCUAAAGAACCUCAAGAAGAAAUUCCAAAAAAAGAGAAGCAUGUCGCAGGAGGAUUUGUACACAGAGAUUAAUGUGGAGCCGACUGACAGGGGUGGAAGCACUGAGAAUGAGUACCAAGAGCUCCCAGGGGAGUGUAGUUUCAGUGGUCCACCAUUUUCCCACACUUGGACUGAUGUGAGACUGACUGAUGGAGAGUUACCACCGGAAUAUCUCCAACCUUCACCUUUUGCCCCAGGCUACUGAUACACCACUGCUCCGUUAGAAAGUAAUGCAAAGAUGAAUUGAUUUGCUGUUGAGAUUUUGCUAUGGACAGAGCCAGGCUAGUUGUCACCCCCUGUGACCAGUCUUUGUGCUAAGUUAGGCUAACAGGCUGCUGGCGGUAGCUUCAUAUUUACUAUUCAAAUCAAAUAAGAGUAUUUCCUGAAAUGUUUAACUAUUACUUAAAAAUUGUUUGAGCUUACAGUACACAGUGUGCAAACUACCUCUCCUUUUUCUUUACAUAACUGAAUCAUUGCUGCAGAUGCUUGAAUGAUACUGAGGACUCCAUUGUUUGUUAAAGCAGUUGUACCUCCUACAUACAAAGAAAAGAGAAGAUUCAGCUGCUGUCUUCAUGUGGCUGUAAUUAGUGCCAGUGAUGUGUGAAUGCUUCUUUUUUUAAUUUGUUAGUUUAUUUAACAGAUAAACAUUGUUUCACAAGAAGAAGUAAUCUAUAUAGCUAAUUACUAGCCUCCUCCUUCCUUGGCUAUGCUUUUAAAUUCAGGUAAAAGUUUUUAUAAGCCUCUUCGGUCAAUGUGAUAAAAUGUGAAAGGGCAGCAGGAGGAAGUUUCAUGCAGCGUAUGUAAAUCAGAAAUGACAUGGCUAAUGUCAGCUGCUUUGAAUCCAGGACACAUACUGAACGGCAUCAGAUGCGGAUCUGUGAUCAGCAAUUUGAUAAGGGUAGCUGGAAGAAAAUGCAGGUAGUGGUUAAACUUGUUCCACUGGUAGAAACAUACAGGUGGGUGAAAUUCGCCAUUACACAGCUUGUGGACACGGAAGGCAAAUGUUUGGUCAGACCUUUGUU